Prorocentrum cordatum is the source of this 792-nucleotide messenger RNA. Lineage: Eukaryota; Dinophyceae; Prorocentrales; Prorocentraceae. The record is from the annotation of a GenBank genome assembly.
UAGUUUCCCAUGAUUUGGGCGUAUUGCAGACCCUGUUGGGCCACCUAGCUCGAAGGGCUCUCCUUCCCCCGCUGCCGUUCUGGCCCGAGCUAACUCCUGAAGGGCGCCGCCGCGAUCACUGAUCUGAGCCAAACCCUCCGAGCCAAUGCAGACCGUCGCGGUGUUCGUGGCCCUCCUGGGCCUGUCUGCGGUGAGCGUCUCGAGCGCCUCCAAGUACAGCCCGGGCACGUGCCACUGCGACUGCUGUGCGCCGGUGGACGGGGGCGAGAAGGAGUGCACUGCUCCCGUGGGCUCGCUCCACAGCCAGACGAAGACCGACGUGUGCCUCGCGGUGUUCUGCACGGAGGGCGACACGCUGGGGGCACAGAAGCAGGCGUUCAGCAACUUCUGCAGCUCCAAGUGCUUCCCGGACACCGCGGUCCCGACCACCUGCCGCCCGAAGGACUGCACGGACCAGGGCGUGAACGUGCACUGCGAGUGAGCGCGCCAGCGACAGUGCCCGGUCGGACGGACCGUGGUGCGAGAAAAGGACGCUUCUGCGGGAGGCCCGCUUUCGCGUGGUGGACAUGAUCGCGUUCGGAUGCAAUGCCUAGGAGGUUGCAUUUAACAUCGGCGUGGCGCUGGUACAGCCGCGGUCGACAGCUGUACUGCUCCGGCUUAAUCUGGCUUAUCCAGUUCCGACUCCGUUCAGAUUCACUUAAUUCUAGGCUGAAUCUGGCUUAGAGACCAAUCUGGCUUGGUAGCCUCUUUUCGUUCCCACGAAGCCCUCCGACGUUGCCUCCUUAAUUCUUG